This is a messenger RNA of Penicillium olsonii, 1212 nucleotides long. The record is from the annotation of a GenBank genome assembly. Lineage: Eukaryota; Fungi; Ascomycota; Eurotiomycetes; Eurotiales; Aspergillaceae.
AUGGCCCUAUAUAACCAAACCAUGGAUUUCCUCUCGGACUCUUUCUCCAAGCCAUCCCAACUGCCUCUAUUAGUGGUCGCAGGUGCUUCCUUCACACUGGGUCUACUAAGUAGAUCACUUUUAUCCCAGGAGUCAGGGCAAACAGUUCUCGUAUCACCCCGAUCGACAGUCUUGCCCCAAAUCUCGGAACCGGAAAACCGACAGCUUCCUCUGCCGACCGAUGUCCUCCCCGGUGCCCGAGACGUCGCCAGUCCGUACGGGUCUAUCCGAGUUUAUGAAUGGGGCCCAGAGGAUGGACCAAAGGUCUUGUUGGUGCACGGUAUCACCACACCGUGCAUUUCGCUCGGUGGACUGGCCCAUGCACUCGUCGACCGCGGCUGCCGCGUGAUGCUAUUCGACUUAUUUGGAAGAGGCUACUCGGACUGUCCCGCCGACCUCCCGCAAGACAACCGACUCUUCUCAACGCAGAUCAUGCUUGCCCUAACCUCAUCACCUAUUGCCUGGACGGGAGCCGAGUCAGGCAAAUUCUGUCUCGCCGGAUACUCUCUCGGAGGUGGUAUUGCAGCUGGCUUUGCCUCUUACUUCCCCGAGCUCUUAUCCUCCCUGGUGCUUCUGGCCCCCGCUGGACUGAUCCGGGACUCGCAGAUCAGUUUCCAAAGUCGCCUUCUCUACUCCAAGGGUCUGAUGCCGGAGAACAUCCUGGGAUACUUGGUUGGCCGUCGACUGCGAGCAGGCCCUUUGACAUCACCCAAGCCCAAGAACCACAAACUCGAUGCCUCGGACGCGCUCACCGAAGAGCUGCCUUCACAGAGUGCCGCCGAGGUUCAAAUUCUAUCCCGAAAGUACCCCCACAUUAACGUUCCUUCGGCUGUGGCAUGGCAGGUUUCUGCCCACACGGGAUUCGUGCACGCAUUCAUGUCAAGCAUGCGUUACGGUCCGAUUCUGAAACAGCGCCAGUGGAAUACAUGGACUCGUCUUGGUGAAUAUCUUACCGCGCGAAGUAUCGCCUCUGGUGAGAAUGAGACAAAGUCAUCUGACAAGGUGCAUAUCUUGUGUGGCAACCGCGACCCAAUCAUUGUGAAGAGCGAGCUUGUUCCCGACGCCACGGCUGCCUUGGGUGGCAAUGCUGUGUUCGAGUUCUACGAGGCCGGUCACGAAUUCCCUAGUACCAAGUACGAGGAGGUGGCUUCCUAUAUAUUCGAGUUGCUUUAG